AUGCGUUCGGAUAUCCGUCGUUUUAAGGAUAUCCGGCCUCCGUUCGGGCAGCGGCCCGUUUUGCGGCGGAGGGCCUCCGUUCGGGCAGCGGCCCGUUUUGCGGCGGAGGGCCUCCGUUCGGGCAGCGGCCCGUUUUGCGGCGGAGGGCCUCCGUUCGGGCAGCGGCCCGUUUUGCGGCGGAGGGCCUCCGUUCGGGCAGCGGCCCGUUUUGCGGCGGAGGGCCUCCGUUCGGAUAUCCGUCUUAUUCGCGGAUAUCCGUUCGGAUAUCCGUCUUAUUCGCGGAUAGGGCCUCCGUUCGGGCAGCGGCCCGUUUUGCGGCGGAGGGCCUCCGUUCGGGCAGCGGCCCGUUUUGCGGCGGAGGGCCUCCGUUCGGGCAGCGGCCCGUUUUGCGGCGGAGGGCCUCCGUUCGGGCAGCGGCCCGUUUUGCGGCGGAGGGCCUCCGUUCGGGCAGCGGCCCGUUUUGCGGCGGAGGGCCUCCGUUCGGGCAGCCGCCCGUUUUGCGGCGGAGGGCCUCCGUUCGGGCAGCCGCCCGUUUUGCGGCGGAGGGCCUCCGUUCGGGCAGCCGCCCGUUUUGCGGCGGAGGGCCUCCGUUCGGGCAGCCGCCCGUUUUGCGGCGGAGGGCCUCCGUUCGGGCAGCCGCCCGUUUUGCGGCGGAGGGCCUCCGUUCGGGCAGCCGCCCGUUUUGCGGCGGAGGGCCUCCGUUCGGGCAGCCGCCCGUUUUGCGGCGGAGGGCCUCCGUUCGGGCAGCCGCCCGUUUUGCGGCGGAGGGCCUCCGUUCGGGCAGCCGCCCGUUUUGCGGCGGAGGGCCUCCGUUCGGGCAGCCGCCCGUUUUGCGGCGGAGGGCCUCCGUUCGGGCAGCCGCCCGUUUUGCGGCGGAGGGCCUCCGUUCGGGCAGCCGCCCGUUUUGCGGCGGAGGGCCUCCGUUCGGGCAGCCGCCCGUUUUGCGGCGGAGGGCCUCCGUUCGGGCAGCCGCCCGUUUUGCGGCGGAGGGCCUCCGUUCGGGCAGCCGCCCGUUUUGCGGCGGAGGGCCUCCGUUCGGGCAGCCGCCCGUUUUGCGGCGGAGGGCCUCCGUUCGGGCAGCCGCCCGUUUUGCGGCGGAGGGCCUCCGUUCGGGCAGCCGCCCGUUUUGCGGCGGAGGGCCUCCGUUCGGGCAGCCGCCCGUUUUGCGGCGGAGGGCCUCCGUUCGGGCAGCCGCCCGUUUUGCGGCGGAGGGCCUCCGUUCGGGCAGCCGCCCGUUUUGCGGCGGAGGGCCUCCGUUCGGGCAGCCGCCCGUUUUGCGGCGGAGGGCCUCCGUUCGGGCAGCCGCCCGUUUUGCGGCGGAGGGCCUCCGUUCGGGCAGCCGCCCGUUUUGCGGCGGAGGGCCUCCGUUCGGGCAGCCGCCCGUUUUGCGGCGGAGGGCCUCCGUUCGGGCAGCCGCCCGUUUUGCGGCGGAGGGCCUCCGUUCGGGCAGCCGCCCGUUUUGCGGCGGAGGGCCUCCGUUCGGGCAGCCGCCCGUUUUGCGGCGGAGGGCCUCCGUUCGGGCAGCCGCCCGUUUUGCGGCGGAGGGCCUCCGUUCGGGCAGCCGCCCGUUUUGCGGCGGAGGGCCUCCGUUCGGGCAGCCGCCCGUUUUGCGGCGGAGGGCCUCCGUUCGGGCAGCCGCCCGUUUUGCGGCGGAGGGCCUCCGUUCGGGCAGCCGCCCGUUUUGCGGCGGAGGGCCUCCGUUCGGGCAGCCGCCCGUUUUGCGGCGGAGGGCCUCCGUUCGGGCAGCCGCCCGUUUUGCGGCGGAGGGCCUCCGUUCGGGCAGCCGCCCGUUUUGCGGCGGAGGGCCUCCGUUCGGGCAGCCGCCCGUUUUGCGGCGGAGGGCCUCCGUUCGGGCAGCCGCCCGUUUUGCGGCGGAGGGCCUCCGUUCGGGCAGCCGCCCGUUUUGCGGCGGAGGGCCUCCGUUCGGGCAGCCGCCCGUUUUGCGGCGGAGGGCCUCCGUUCGGGCAGCCGCCCGUUUUGCGGCGGAGGGCCUCCGUUCGGGCAGCCGCCCGUUUUGCGGCGGAGGGCCUCCGUUCGGGCAGCCGCCCGUUUUGCGGCGGAGGGCCUCCGUUCGGGCAGCCGCCCGUUUUGCGGCGGAGGGCCUCCGUUCGGGCAGCCGCCCGUUUUGCGGCGGAGGGCCUCCGUUCGGGCAGCCGCCCGUUUUGCGGCGGAGGGCCUCCGUUCGGGCAGCCGCCCGUUUUGCGGCGGAGGGCCUCCGUUCGGGCAGCCGCCCGUUUUGCGGCGGAGGGCCUCCGUUCGGGCAGCCGCCCGUUUUGCGGCGGAGGGCCUCCGUUCGGGCAGCCGCCCGUUUUGCGGCGGAGGGCCUCCGUUCGGGCAGCCGCCCGUUUUGCGGCGGAGGGCCUCCGUUCGGGCAGCCGCCCGUUUUGCGGCGGAGGGCCUCCGUUCGGGCAGCCGCCCGUUUUGCGGCGGAGGGCCUCCGUUCGGGCAGCCGCCCGUUUUGCGGCGGAGGGCCUCCGUUCGGGCAGCCGCCCGUUUUGCGGCGGAGGGCCUCCGUUCGGGCAGCCGCCCGUUUUGCGGCGGAGGGCCUCCGUUCGGGCAGCCGCCCGUUUUGCGGCGGAGGGCCUCCGUUCGGGCAGCCGCCCGUUUUGCGGCGGAGGGCCUCCGUUCGGGCAGCCGCCCGUUUUGCGGCGGAGGGCCUCCGUUCGGGCAGCCGCCCGUUUUGCGGCGGAGGGCCUCCGUUCGGGCAGCCGCCCGUUUUGCGGCGGAGGGCCUCCGUUCGGGCAGCCGCCCGUUUUGCGGCGGAGGGCCUCCGUUCGGGCAGCCGCCCGUUUUGCGGCGGAGGGCCUCCGUUCGGGCAGCCGCCCGUUUUGCGGCGGAGGGCCUCCGUUCGGGCAGCCGCCCGUUUUGCGGCGGAGGGCCUCCGUUCGGGCAGCCGCCCGUUUUGCGGAUAUCCGUCGGUUUCCGGAUAUCCGUUCGGAUAUCCGUCGGUUUGCGGAUAUCCGUUCGGAUAUCAGUCUUAUUUAG
This is a messenger RNA of Closterium sp. Naga37s-1, 2985 nucleotides long. The record is from the annotation of a GenBank genome assembly. NCBI's taxonomy places the organism in Eukaryota, Viridiplantae, Streptophyta, Zygnematophyceae, Desmidiales, Closteriaceae.